GCACACCAAUAGCUAAACAGUGCAAAAGUCACCAAUCUAUCUGUCGUACCACCCAUUCAUUGAUUGAUCAUGUCAAGCACUGAGCACACCCGCGAACGGACACUCAGACACCACAAGAAACUCAAAGCAAAGAAGAAGCUCGGCGAGCCGGAAAUCGAAUUUAUCGUUGCGAUGUGGCCAUCGGUUGAUAUGAUGCGGACCGACGGCUGGAGCGGCGACAAGAUCGAAUCGGCCUUAGAAAGAUACUAUAUUGGUGCCCAGUAUUACCUUACGCCCAACAAUAACGCACCCCCCAGGAUGAUUGAGCAGUAUGGUGCCGACUGGGGACUGAAUGCCCGAGGUAUUUACUACCGCCAUUAUUAUUCUCCGGGGUGGGUAACUUCAGAUCACGAUCUCUGGCUACCGUCACUUGAUGGCAUCGAUUGGAAUCAUUUUAGUGAGUCCAGUCGCCGCUCGAGAGCAGAAACUUUCCUCAAGCAUGUUCUCAGCAAUGAACGAUGGAAGAAGAGCGAAUAUGCAUGGGAAGCCGACGCUUGGACAGAUGUUUUUGGUCAGGUGAAGAAUGACCCAGUGCUGGCCGUAGAUAAGCACGAAUACAACACCGUUAAGCUGAAGAGACCCAGUAGUGGAAAUUUGGACCAUGACCGCCUUGAAGCACUCCUGCUUCAUCGACAUUGUGGCCUUAUUUCUGAUGCACGCUGGGGGUACACAGACCUUGUUUUUCCAUUCGCAGUCUAUGAGGCUAAGGGAUGGGGUGGUGAUGCUCGAGAAGCACGUCAGCAGGGAUGUUCAGCAGGAGCUGUAUAUCUUGAUAUGCUAGAUAGCCUUGCUCAGCAGCCAGGAAAGGUGGGACAAAAGAACAAAGUAUAUCAAUCGGCAAAGAGUCGCAGGCAAAGCCAAGUCUUUCAUGUCCUGGUUGGCUACAAACGACCGCGGCAUGAAAUGGAGUAUGCGGGGCAUGAAGGAUUCAGCGAGUCAGUUUAUACUUUCCAGAGAAUCUGGAGCGAUCGUGUUGUAAGUAUACGGAAAGCCUGGGAACUCCUGUCGCUAGUUGACCAGAUACACCUUUGGGGAGCAACCGAUUUCCGAAAUUCUAUUAUCCAAUAUCUAAAACAAUGGCAUGAAUUCGGCAGGAGAUGUUAUGCCAAUGAUGUUGAUUUCCUGUUCCCAGAGCUCAACACAGACAGAGUCCCGCAAGAUGGGGAAGGGUAUUGUUUCAUACCCGCGGCUUCCCUACAACUUCCGGACUGGGCCAACUGGCUCUCGGAGGAAAUUCAUGGCAAAUUGCUGGAAAGAGUGGGGUUCCACUUCCGCGAAGCCUACCGAAGAGAUCUUUCGGCUCUGAGUGAUCAAUGGCCCGCGGCUAUUACAUGCGUACGUGGAGACUGUGGUCCACUGGGCACUCCAGGAUAUCCUAUUCUGUCCGAGGAAGAGAUGGUAGCGCACUAUCGCCUGGUCCACGGGACAGACGAUGAAACAAUAGCAGACCUCAUGCGCGUUUGCGGCGAAGCAAAAGCGUUUGAAAACGAUGGCAAUCCGCUGCAGGUAAGAAAGAGAAAGAGAUCAGAGAGCGGAGAACCUGGACCAUGCACGAAACAGUUGUGACAUCUGCUACGUGACUGUGGAUGCAUAGAUAUCAGUGUAAGGCAGGACGAAUCUCGAUGCACUUGGAUUAUAUAAUACGCAUUAACUAAUGGUUAGUUGAUUAAUGAUGGUUAAUGACAUGGGAGGAGGCAGCAUGUUUGAUAUCCCAGGCAAAGAUGGCAAAGAUGUGGUUUAGAUUGAUUGUAAAGGAGUGGGUAAGCGCAAACAUCUACACGCUGUUGCAUGUUUUUCUUCCCCUUUUUUUUGUCUUCCUUUUUCUUUUCUUCGUUAUUGCGUCAGUGUCUAGUACAGC
Molecule: messenger RNA, 1897 nt
Organism: Aspergillus novofumigatus IBT 16806
Lineage: Eukaryota; Fungi; Ascomycota; Eurotiomycetes; Eurotiales; Aspergillaceae
Exons: 6
Coding region: 70-1605 (511 amino acids)
Source: RefSeq, a predicted model, not a curated record